GUUGAGUAAAUCCCCACUAUUAUGAAAUAUUAAUGAUGACCCAUUGUUUUGAAGCCUUAUGUUUGGUUAUGGAGUUGUGUUUUUGAUCAGAGGCUUAGAUAUGUCUUCUGCGGCUAUGCAACAUCACGAAGGUGAUGGUGGGGUAGAUCCUCCUCCAGAUCCAAUGCAGAUCCAGGCUGAUUGUGAGAGAGGUAUCACAUGCAAUUAUUAUUUUUUUGGAUGAAUAUAUUGAAUUAAUUUAUUUAUGUGUAUAUAAUAAUUAUAUGUAUUUGAGAAAUAAUAGUGACGACUAAAACGAAAAGGCGCGGCAUCAACAAAGGGUUUUCAACUCGAGAAGCUAGAGUUGCAUUAGGUAGACCACUACCACUGGAGUGGGAUGUUCGAGGGAAGACUUACAAAGAAAUUGGUGAUUAUUCCCAACAUUUCUCUAGAGAGAUCGGCAUUCUCAUUCGACAAUAUGCCGAUCCCGACUACGACCGAUGGGAUAAAUUACCCAGCGAAGUUAGGGAUCGCAUACUUCCUCGUCUAGAGGGUGAUUUAUUCGACAUUGGUCGAAGUCGAUAUGCCUCAGAGAACCUCCCCGGCAUUCUUUUGGGCAUUCAACGGUCGUGCGCUGAUCGUUACUCGGAGUGGAAGAAUGACUUGUCCACUCAUUUAAAAAAGAAUGGUCGAGCACAUCCUCCUGAUGGUUUGGGCAUGGAGAAAUGGCAGAAGGCACUCCAGUAUUUUGAUCGCCCUGAAGUGAAGAAGCGUUCUGAGACUAACUCUGCGAACCGUGCAAAACAAAAACAGAGAAGCGUGCAGGGUUCACGGUCUACGCCAGCCCUUCGUUACAAGAAGCGUGAUUUACAAACUGGGUGUCUUGCUGGGGUUCCAGAGAUUUGGAUGUCGACUAAGUACAUAGACGGGGAAGGUUGGGUGAGCAAGGCAGCAAAGGAUAACUAUGUAAGUAAAUUUAUAUUUUAUGAUUUUCUUACUUUAUUGUGUUCUAAUAUUCUUGAAAAUUGUGUGAUACAGGAAAAGAUGAUGGAGAUACGUGACACUCUGCAGUCAAAAUCAUCUACGAGCGCCUCUGCUUCAAGUACUAUCCCGAGAGAAGAGGAUGACGUUAUUCUUGUUGAGACUAUCUUUGGACGUCGUCGAGGUUAUCAGCCGGGCCUUGGUCGUAGGAUUCGCACGAGGGCGAAUUGUGAAGCGGCUGAUGUACCUCAACCAGCCCAACCACCUCCUACCGCACAAGACAUGCAAGAGGUGAGGGAGCGACUCCGAGCCAUAGAGGAGCACUUGGCUAGGAUUGGUGGAGUCUCGGGAUCUGGAUCUUCUCAGCAAGGUCAUGGUGUCGAUCCUACAACACCUAGUUAA
Humulus lupulus (European hop) is the source of this 1362-nucleotide messenger RNA. RefSeq lists its product as uncharacterized. The coding region runs from base 697 to 1362 and encodes 221 amino acids. The record is from RefSeq and is a predicted model, not a curated record. The transcript has 4 exons. Lineage: Eukaryota; Viridiplantae; Streptophyta; Magnoliopsida; Rosales; Cannabaceae.